Linum trigynum is the source of this 3522-nucleotide messenger RNA. The record is from the annotation of a GenBank genome assembly. Lineage: Eukaryota; Viridiplantae; Streptophyta; Magnoliopsida; Malpighiales; Linaceae.
CACAAUGACUUAACCAGCUCACCGUUCAUCGUAACUACCCACAUAAAACAAUAUGUUUUUUUUAUGAAUAUGUAGUUUUUUCAUUUUUUAAGAGGAGGGUCGUUUUUUCAUUCAGUAAACCAUUAACUUACUGUUUUACACGCGGACAGUUUUGCCUCCGCACAUUUUUGCGUCACAAGGUUCUGAUAAAAAUAAAAAAAAAUGACUUUUGAACUCCAUGUAAACUUCAGUGGUGUCAAUUAAUUAGGUAGUGGUAACUAACUAGUCAAGAAAAAUGUCCAAAUUCUCCAUCCGAUGAACAUCUGUUAAUCCCAAAAAUAACUUGCAAGUUGUAACCAUGUAACCCCGAAACUAGACACCACAAAAUACGCACAACUUCAUUAUAAAAACCUACCAACACUCGUCACGAAAUCCAUCACAAAAUACAACGAAACACGAACACAAAACGAUUUACCAAUCGAUCAAUCGAGAUCACAAGAACAAUCGCCAUACCAUGGCAGCCACGAUCAGAUUUUGCUUACUAGUAUCGCUGUUUGCCUCCAUAACUCUCACUACCACCGUCCAAGCUCACGUAUUCGACGUCACCAAGUACGGCGGAUCUCCCAAUUCCGACAUCACCCAGGCGUUCUUGAAAGCCUUCGCCGAUGCCUGCGCCUCCCCGAUCGCAGCCUUCGUCGUGAUCCCCGACGGGACGUACCAGAUCGGCGUCGUCAACGUGAAAGGGCCGUGCAAAGCCCCCGUCGAAAUCCAGCUGCAGGGAAUCCUAAAGGCGCCGGUCAACACCCCCGGCGACGCCUGGUUCACUUUCGGCUACAUCGACCACUUCUCCAUCACCGGCUGCGGCACCUUCGACGGCAUGGGGAGCGCCAUAUACGGUAAAAGCAAAUCCAAGACCGUGAACAUCAGGUUCAACUACAUCACCAACGGGAAGGUGGAAGGGAUCACCAGCAAAGACAGCAAGCAGUUCCACAUCAACGUCCUGGGUUGCAAGAACCUCAUCUUCUGCAAGAUGACGAUCAUCGCGCCGGCGGACAGCCCCAACACCGACGGCAUCCACAUCGGCCGGUCCAGCGACAUCCAGGUCCUCGACACCAAGAUCGCCACGGGCGACGACUGCAUCUCCAUCGGCGAUGGGCUCCAGCACCUGACCGUCGAGCGGGUCACUUGUGGGCCGGGCCACGGCAUCAGCGUGGGGAGUUUGGGCCGGUACCCGAACGAGGCCCCGGUCCAGGGAAUUUGGGUCAGGCAGUGCACGUUCAAGGGCACCGACAACGGCGUCAGGAUCAAGUCGUGGCCCGAUAUGGAGCCAUGUGAAGUGUCCGACGUGCAUUUCGACGACAUCACUAUGGAUAACGUGUGUAACCCUAUCAUCAUUGAUCAGGUUUACUGCCCCUCCAAUGAGUGCAAGUCCAAGGGACCGUCGAAGGUGACGAUUAGAGAUGUGAGCUUCAAGAACAUCAAGGGUACCGUGAGGGGAGACGAUGCGAUCAUGAUCAGCUGCAGCCCGGCGCAUCCGUGUGCGAACCUGUGCAUGUCGAACAUUGAUCUUACAUCGCCUACAGGGAAGGCCAAAGCGACGUGCCUCAACGUGAAACCGAUCAUUACCGGCACGAUGAACCCUGCUGGGUGUUAGAAGAUUGCAGUCAUGAGGAACGUCGACACAAGAUUUCAGUAGAAGCCACAUGAAAUGGUUUAAUAUGUAUGGUCCUCUCCUAUAUAAGAAAAAAAAAAAGAAGCUGGUAUGAUGGACGAGCACCGGUGACAAAAAAAAAGAUGAUGUUUUUUGUUUUUGUUUUUAAAUUUCUGGUUGUGUUCACUCUUUGAUUUGUUACGGAGAUUUGCUUGUAAGUCUCCCGAGUGCGCCUAUACUAUAUUCGUUGAUGAAAGAAUUGCGGCUUAUAAUUGAAAGUUUCUCUUUAGCUGGAUGUCAUUUUCUUGGUUAAUAAGUAGAUGCGGGAAAUGAAUUAAAUUCAUCAUUUAGUCAGUGAAUUAUUCGAGAAUUAGUGAAUCGAGUAAACAGAUUGAGUUUAAUAAAAAAAUAAUUUAUAAACGGGCUAGUUUUAUUCAAGUUAUCACCUUUAUUAAUAAGCGCAUACCAUAUUUUGUGGUCCAUAAAAGUUUAAUGUGUACGUGGUGGGUGGGUGGGGUCAUUAACCUGCAAAACCACCCGAUAUAUUACACUAGUUAAUUUACAUUUUACAAUAAUGUAAUUCGUUUACUUAAAAACGUCGAUUGUGAUUGGUUUAUUUAAAUGAUAUUGAUUUUUGAUAAAUUUUGCUCGACUAAUUAUGACACAAAUCAUACAUCGAUUAAUGAAAACAUACGAUGAUAACAGUCCGUGAAAAAGUUUUUUUGUACACAAAUCAUGCAAUAACCUAUGGUCAGAUAAUUUUCUAUUUUGUUUAUCUUUAUAGCUUUCGUUAAAAUUGAAUAAGCUUGUUGUAAGCUUUUUCCAACAAUUAUCUUAUUAUGCGGAACAAAAUUAAUCCAUCAAAAAUCCGUUUCUUGUAAAUUGAAGAUGACAAUUCUAUACUAACGUGUAAAACCAGAAUAUAUAUAUGUACAAGUUGCCAAGUUGCCACUCCCAUCCAAAGAAACCAAACAGAAUAGUACUUAUGCUGAAUGGACGAUGGAGGGUGCAUGUCGCACAGUAUUUUUAUAUACUACUGCUCUUUUCAUAAACAACAACAAUAGAAGAAGAAGAAGAAGAAGAAGAAGUCAAUUCCUUGGGCCUGUUACGGCCAAUGAUCGAUCCAUGUAAAAAAGGCUCAAAAGAGAGGAAAGCUGUUGGCCUACAGCCUGCAUGAUCAGUACUAUAUUAAUUAUUAUUGUAGUGAAUGUGACAAAACAAAGGUUUUGGUGGUAGAGACGGUGGUUCAGCUGAUGGAUGGUAUAAGCAGCCUUACAUUUCACCAAUGCGGCAAAGGCAAAAGUCGUUCAUAUUUCUGGUACUUCCCUUCUCCUAAAAGCACAUGAAAAACUGAAAGGUACGGAAAAUGCAUGUAGUUGCCAGCUCAAUCUCUCCUGUCUCCAUCCAAGUCUUCCUCUUCUCCCCACCAUGCAUGUGGCUUUCUAGCAGCAUUCUCAUCCAAGUUGAUGUUGAUUUUUGACCUAUUUUUGCUCGUUUGUUUUACUGAUAUAUGAUAACAAGAAGCACACUAGCUCGGACGACCUAACCAUAUAUUGAAUUAAACAACUCGCAAGUGGUUGAUGUGUCAAGCUGCUGCAAUGGUAUACGUUGUGGUGUCCAGAGAUAUGACAAAUUGAAGAUAUGAUCUGGGUUUGUGAUGGGUAAAGGAUGGUUUCGACCGGUUGGAGUCUCGGGUUAAGUGGCCGACUAAUCCAUUUUUAAUUAUGAUUUACAAUGACGUGGCAUGCUGAUGUGGCGCUUUGGGACGGAGUUUUGGACGGAAUUGGACGGAUUGACCAUUUCGUUAUUCGCUCAAACCUUUCUUACCGAAACGUGCAAAAUUAAAGGAUUGUUACCGUUUUGUACAAAGCUAAUAGAAUUGUGACCAUUUA